GGCCGCCUCCUCCGCCACCGCCGCGCUGCCACCCGGAGCCGGGCCGCGAGCCGGGCCGGGCCGCCAUCAUGCUGAGCCGGCUCGGGGCACUGCUGCAGGAGGCCGUGGGGGCGCGAGAGCCCAGCAUUGACCUGCUGCAGGCCUUUGUGGAGCACUGGAAAGGCAUCACACACUACUAUAUCGAAAGCACAGAUGAAAACACGCCAGUCAAGAAAACGGAUAUUCCCUGGCGGCUGAAGCAAAUGCUGGACAUCCUGGUGUAUGAGGAGAAGCAGCAGGCGUCCUCUGGUGAGGCUGGACCCUGCCUGGAAUACCUGCUACAACACAAGAUCCUGGAGACCCUGUGCACUCUGGGCAAAGCGGAGUAUCCCCCAGGCAUGCGACAGCAGGUGUUCCAGUUCUUCAGCAAGGUCCUGGCCCAGGUGCAGCACCCACUCCUGCACUACCUGAAUGUCCACAGGCCCGUGCAGAAACUUCUCCGACUUGGAGGGACGGUCCCUGGAUCCCUCACGGAAAAGGAAGAAGUUCAGUUCACCAGCGUCCUCUGUUCUAAGAUACAGCAGGACCCAGAGCUGCUGGCCUAUAUCUUGGAAGGUAAAAAGAUUAUAGGUAAGAAGACAAUCCAAGAGUCUACAGCUAAGGAUGUAGCUGGCUACAGGGACAAGGAUUGUCCCCGAAGUGAUGCUCCCAGUGGGGAUCCUGGACUGGAUAGGGAGCAUGGUGGUGUCCCAGCCUUGAACAUCUACCUGCCUGCGGAGACCAAAGGGCCAGAAAAUGGGCCCGGGGAAAGCAAUCUCAUCACCUCCCUGCUUGGGCUGUGCAAGAGCAAGAAGAGUCGGGUGGCCCUGAAGGCGCAAGAGAACAUCCUGCUGCUGGUAAGCGUGGCGUCACCAGCAGCUGCCACCUACCUGACACAAAGCACCUCCUGUUGUGUGGGGAUAGCUGGGCACCUCUGCCAACUGUACCGGUCCAUGCCUGCCUGCCUUGACCCAGCAGACAUUGCCACAUUAGAGGGCAUCAGCUGGAGGUUACCCAGUGCCCCGUCUGAUGAGGCCUCUUUCCCUGGGAAGGAGGCUCUGGCUGCCUUCCUGGGCUGGUUUGACUACUGUGACCAUCUGAUCACAGAGGCACACACAGUGGUUGCAGAUGCCUUGGCAAAGGCUGUGGCUGAGAAGCUGUUUGUCGAGACCCUGCAGCCCCAGCUCCUGCAUGUGUCUGAGCGGAGCAUCCUGGCCUCCACUGCCCUGCUGACAGCCUUGCUGCGACAGCUGCACUCCCCUGCCCUGCUGCAGGAGGCCAUGACCUUCCUCCUGGGCACUGACCAGCAGCCUGCAGCCACAGAGGACAGCCCCCAAAGUCUGGGCACACACCUCAUCACGCACUGUGACCACCUCUCUGACGAGAUCAGCAUUGCCACCCUGCGGCUAUUUGAGGAACUGCUGCAGAAGCCCCAUGAGCGAGUCAUCCGCAGUCUGGUCCUGCAAAACCUGGAGGGCCGCCUAUAUGUGGCCCGGGGCUCACCAGAGCCGGAGAGCUAUGAGGAUACCCUGGAUCUGGAGGAAGACCCCUACUUCACCGAUGGCUUCCUUGAUGCUGGCCUUCAGCCCUCCACAAAGCCUCCCCCGGCUCCUGCCACCAGCUCAGAUGGCAAAACAGCAGUGACGGAGAUCGUUAACAGCUUCCUUUGCCUGGUACCUGAGGAAGCCAAGACUCCAGCCUUCCUAGGGGAGAAUGGAUAUGACACAUACGUUCAUGAUGCCUAUGGCCUGUUCCAGGAGUGCAGCUCCCGUGUGGCCCCCUGGGGUUGGCCUCUGGGCCCAGCACCCUUGGACUCUCAUGAGCCUGAAAGGCCUUUCUUUGAGGGCCGCUUCCUCCAAGUGCUCUUUGAUCGCAUGGCCCGGAUUUUGGAUCAGCCGUACAGCCUGAACCUACAAGUGACCUCAGUCCUGUCCCGGCUCGCCCUGUUCCCCCACCCCCAUAUCCACGAGUACCUUCUGGAUCCCUACAUCAACCUGGCCCCUGGCUGUAGGAGCCUGUUCUCUGUGCUUGUCAGGGUGAUUGGGGACUUAAUGCAAAGAAUUCAGAGGGUACCCCAGUUUCCGGGCAAGCUGCUUCUGGUGCGCAAGCAACUGAUGGGCCAGAUUCCGGAAGAGCAUCUGGACCAUCAGACCCUACUCCAGGGCGUGGUAGUACUAGAAGAAUUCUGCAAGGAGCUGGCCGCCAUUGCCUUUGUCAAGUUCCCCCCACAUGGUCCUUACCUGAACUUGUCUCCACCCCCGGAAGGGCAAGUCUGAGCCAGGAGCAUGGCAAGCGGG
Molecule: messenger RNA, 2315 nt
Organism: Acomys russatus (golden spiny mouse)
Lineage: Eukaryota; Metazoa; Chordata; Mammalia; Rodentia; Muridae
Gene: Fhip2b
Product: FHF complex subunit HOOK interacting protein 2B
Exons: 17
Coding region: 69-2294 (741 amino acids)
Source: RefSeq, a predicted model, not a curated record